Molecule: messenger RNA, 825 nt
Organism: Zeugodacus cucurbitae (melon fly)
Lineage: Eukaryota; Metazoa; Arthropoda; Insecta; Diptera; Tephritidae
Exons: 3
Coding region: 134-622 (162 amino acids)
Source: RefSeq, a predicted model, not a curated record
CAAAUGUCAUUAAUUUUAUAUAUUCAUUCAUGAAAAAAAUAAACACGAAAUUCAUUGUCUGCUAAAUUUUAGCAUAAAAAGUUUUACAAACACUAAAUUCCGACGUAACGUUUCAGAGCAAAAUAAUAAAAAAAUGUCUAACGAAAAGAAGAUAAUGUCCACAGCAGAGCCACCAACUGCAUCAGCCUCCAUGAAUAACGGAGCAUUUAAUAAUGAUUGCAAUAAUGUAAAUAAUCGGCCGCCACCACCCUCAUAUGAAGAGAGCCAACGAAUGUACGCGGCUGCUACAAAUCAUGGAGCAACAAAUCAAUAUCCAGCGCCAUAUAUGCAAUCUUAUAAUUAUAACGCCACAUCCAGUUAUAUGCAAAGCUAUGGCGCAGCAGCACCUCCACCACAAUACUAUCAACACCAUUAUGUUACCGCAACGGCACCACCGACUUUUAACAACGUGAAAGAACCGCAUGUACUUUCUUUAGCACCAGGCGCCAAAAUACGCACAACAACAGGUGGUGCAGUGACCGUUCCACCUCCGCCACCAGGCUAUGCUCCUACUGCGGCGCAGUACGCAGCGAUGCAGGGACAACCUGUCCUACUAAAGAAAACAAAGCGUUCGUUUUUCUAAGGCAUAAUCGAGGAUAAAGACAAACAAGCGUUAAAUAGACAUUGUGGACAGAGGAUAUUUAUAUUUUGCCCGAGUGUAUAUAUGUGUGACAAGCCGAUUUAUUUAUCAUUUAAAUAAAAACAACAGCUUUAAUAUGUAUAUCGAUUAUAAAUGUUAAAAAUAAAAUACAUUCGUAUGUAAUUGUAUAUACGCGAAUAAAACGA